AUGAGUGCAAAGAAACGAAAUUAUCUUAACGAAUAUAUUCAAUUUGAAUUCGUGUUCCUCCAGAAGUGUGAUACAGAAGUCCUCCACUGUGUGAUAUGUUACAAAACUUCGAGCAAUGAUGGAAUGCGACUCUCACACUUGGAACGCCACUUGAGGACAACACAUCCUGCUCCUGCAGACAAGCCCAAGGCAAUCUUUGAAGCAAAAAUACAUUCCUUGAAGCAAGCUAUGUUGGACGGUAGUGGGUCAUUUCAGCAACAAACUUCAAUGGCUGUUGAGGCUUCCUAUGAGAUCGCCAUGUUGAUUGCAAAGAGCAAGAAGAGUCAUAACAUUGGAGAGUCUCUCAUAAAACCAAAUCUGGGGCAAGAUAGUGCAAACAAGCUUUCCCAGAUUUCACUAUCAAACGAUACAGUCAAAGGAAGGAUCGACGACUUGUCUCAAGACAUCAAAGAUCAAAUUUUCGACCAAGUACGAGAUUCGCCUGUUUUUGCCAUCCAGUGUGACGAAACGACUGACAUCGCUUUGUGUUCUCAGCUACUGGUAUACGUUCGUUUUGUGUCAGGCAACUGGGUAAAAGAGGAAAUGUUCUGUCACCCUAUGGAUUGUAGGAUAACAGUAGCAGCUAUUUUUUGUGAUGUAUCAAACUUCUAUCAGGAAAACCAACUUCCGUGCGGUUCGCUGGUAGGGGUAUGCACUGAUGGAGCUCCAGCCAUGCUUGGUUCGCAGUCUGGAUUCAUUACAAGGGUGAAAGAAAAAAACCUAUUUGUUGUAGGUACACAUUGCAUACUUCAUCUUCAAACCUUACCUACUGAAAUGAGAAAUCUUCUGAACGUAGCUAUUAAGGUUGUCAACUUUGUUAAAGGUGGAGCCUUAAACAGUCGUCUUUUCAAACUGUUAUGUAAAGAUAUAGAAUCUGAACUCGAAGCAUUGUUUUUUCACACGAACGUACGAUGA
Octopus sinensis (East Asian common octopus) is the source of this 954-nucleotide messenger RNA. RefSeq names its product protein ZBED8-like. The transcript has a single exon. Lineage: Eukaryota; Metazoa; Mollusca; Cephalopoda; Octopoda; Octopodidae. The record is from RefSeq and is a predicted model, not a curated record. The coding region runs from base 1 to 954 and encodes 317 amino acids.